This is a messenger RNA of Taeniopygia guttata (zebra finch), 2612 nucleotides long. It is a transcript of the gene CSNK2A1, whose product is annotated as casein kinase 2 alpha 1. Gene Ontology annotation, biological process: regulation of cell cycle; peptidyl-serine phosphorylation; peptidyl-threonine phosphorylation. Gene Ontology annotation, molecular function: protein serine/threonine kinase activity; ATP binding. The record is from RefSeq and is a predicted model, not a curated record. Gene Ontology annotation, cellular component: nucleus; cytosol; protein kinase CK2 complex. Lineage: Eukaryota; Metazoa; Chordata; Aves; Passeriformes; Estrildidae.
GCGCGUGGCGGGGCCGCGCGGUUUCCGUUUCCGGCGCGCCUCGCUCUGGUCCCUGCGGCGGCGGCCGAGCCUUGUGCCUCCGCCAUAUUGUCUGUGUGCGGCGGCGGCGGCGGCGGCAGUGGCCGCGCCAGGUGGAGGAAUCUGAGGCCUUUCUCCUCUGUCAGCGCUGCAGACCAGGGCGCCUCUGAUUUCACAUCUCGCUUCCGCCUGCCAAGCUGUCUGAUAUGUCGGGACCCGUGCCGAGCAGGGCCAGAGUUUACACGGAUGUAAACACACACAGACCCCGGGAGUACUGGGACUAUGAGUCUCACGUUGUUGAGUGGGGAAAUCAAGAUGACUACCAGCUAGUUCGAAAAUUAGGCCGAGGCAAAUACAGUGAAGUAUUUGAAGCCAUCAACAUUACAAAUAAUGAAAAAGUAGUUGUUAAAAUUCUCAAGCCUGUUAAAAAGAAGAAAAUCAAGCGUGAAAUCAAGAUCUUAGAGAACUUGCGAGGCGGUCCCAAUAUAAUCACCCUUGCAGAUAUAGUAAAAGAUCCUGUGUCUCGAACACCCGCUCUGGUUUUUGAACAUGUAAACAACACAGACUUUAAGCAAUUAUACCAGACAUUAACAGAUUAUGAUAUUCGAUUCUACAUGUAUGAGAUUUUGAAGGCUCUAGAUUACUGCCAUAGCAUGGGAAUCAUGCACAGAGAUGUCAAACCUCACAAUGUCAUGAUUGACCAUGAGCACAGAAAGCUUAGACUAAUAGACUGGGGUUUGGCUGAAUUCUAUCACCCCGGCCAAGAGUACAAUGUCAGAGUGGCUUCCAGAUAUUUCAAAGGACCUGAACUUCUUGUAGAUUAUCAGAUGUAUGAUUACAGUCUGGAUAUGUGGAGCUUGGGUUGCAUGUUGGCUAGUAUGAUAUUCCGAAAGGAGCCAUUUUUCCAUGGCCAUGACAACUAUGAUCAGCUGGUGAGGAUAGCCAAGGUUCUGGGGACAGAAGAUCUGUAUGACUACAUUGACAAAUACAACAUUGAGCUGGAUCCACGUUUCAAUGACAUUUUGGGCAGACACUCCCGUAAGCGAUGGGAGCGCUUUGUCCACAGUGAGAACCAACAUCUGGUGAGUCCAGAAGCUCUGGAUUUCUUAGACAAGCUGCUGCGAUAUGAUCACCAGUCACGACUCACAGCGAGAGAAGCCAUGGAACACCCCUACUUCUACCCCAUUGUGAAAGACCAGGCUCGGAUGGGCUCGUCCAACAUGGCGGGUGGCAGCACUCCUGUCAGCAGUGCGAGCAUGAUGUCAGGGAUUUCUUCAGUGCCAACACCUUCACCCCUUGGACCUCUAGCAGGCUCACCCGUCAUCUCUGCCACCACCACCCUGGGGAUGCCGGUUCCAGCUGCUGCGGGCGCCCAGCAGUAGUGACGGGCUCUGUCUCCUGCUGCCUGAGCUGAGUCAGGUGGGGAAGAGGUUUCCCCCUCCACCUCUCCUCAGGACGCAGCUCAUGCCUGGCAGGGGAAGGGAGGGGAUGAACGCUUUGGAGACACCGUGUCUGAACUGUUGCUUGUGGAUUUAUAGUAGUUCAGUCAUUAUAUACAAAAUUAUUAUAGGCUGAUUUUUCUUUUUUUACUUGAACUUUUCGUAACUCAGGGGAUUCCCUGAAAAUACCUACAGAUGGAAUACUUCUUGGACAGUUUUUCUUUCCCCCCCCACCCCUCCCCCCCCUCCAAAAAAAAAAAAAAUCAAAACAACUCUUCAUGUAAUAACAAAGAUGAAUCAACAGCAUUUCCAAGCUCUUGCAUCCUGCUGGAAAUCUCUUCUCUUCAUGUUCCCAUCAUUAUUCCUCCACAAGCCUUGGGGGAUUGUGCUGUUCUCCAGAGACUACCAAACCAAGUCUUCAUGAGGCAGGGGAGGGGAUUCUUAAAGUACCACUCACUAGAACCCCAUGUCCUGCAUAUGUCCCAGCCAGGGUACACUGAGGAGACAAUUCCAGUAGGGAGAGGUGGGAUAAGCUUAAAAGGAGUAAGUGCAGAUAGUGUCCAAAACUAAUUGGAUUGGAUGUCUCCUUAGGAGUCAACCAGAAUGCUAACUCACCCCUUGCAUGUAAUUUUAGUCUUAAAAAUGAAGUUACUGAUCAAGUUGGAGUCCUUGGCACCUCCUGAGACAGGUGCUUCUAGAGUAAGCCCUGCUCUGAUCAGCCCCUUUCUCGUGGAGGGUUCUUCCAGCCAUUGCUUGGCUUGGAUCUCUGGAAUUAAUUUGUUAUUGGGUAUAUUGUUUUUAAAUUGUUUCUAUAGGUUUCGAGCUGGUGGCUACUUAAAGCUGGAAAAAUCAGACUGCGCCAAGUCCGAUCCCACAUCUUCACCCACCAUCCCCUCCCUCACGUGCCAUGUGGUGAGAAUACCAGUUACCUCACAGUCUUGUAAAUAUGCACUGAGAGGAAGGAGCCAGGAGACGUUAACUUAAACUGAAAUGGUAGAUCAGUAAUUGUGGACAAAUAUUAUCAUUGACAACGGAAAAGCACCCUUGUUACAGCCCUGCUACCCCUUGCUGUGUAUAUAUACUUUGUCCUUCAUAUGUGAAAGAUCCAGUGUUGGAAUUCUUUGGUGUAAAUAAACAUUUGGUUUUAUUUAUCGA